This is a messenger RNA of Drosophila ficusphila, 2623 nucleotides long. RefSeq names its product large neutral amino acids transporter small subunit 1 (gene gb). The record is from RefSeq and is a predicted model, not a curated record. Bases 517 to 2070 code for a protein of 517 amino acids. Gene Ontology annotation, molecular function: L-amino acid transmembrane transporter activity. The transcript is spliced from 6 exons. Gene Ontology annotation, cellular component: membrane. Gene Ontology annotation, biological process: amino acid transmembrane transport. NCBI's taxonomy places the organism in Eukaryota, Metazoa, Arthropoda, Insecta, Diptera, Drosophilidae.
CACACUGCCGAGAUGCUCGAGAAAACGUGGGGUUGAAAAACCUUUGACUGAAUCUGUGCCAAUUCCAGAAUUAAACCGCAAAGUUUGCAUAAUACGGCGGUUACAUCGAUGUCUGCACAUAUUUACCGGACCCAUUAACCGAAUUCCGCGAGCCAGACUGUAAAUUUUAGUUUAAAUCGCGAGUUUCAUGUGCGAAAAAAUUCAUCUUCAGGGGGGUGGUGUUGGUGUGAGCGAGACGGCAGUUGGCGAACAGCGGAGCAAAACAAACCAACGUUAACCGGUGGCAAAGAAGAGGAAGAGCAGCAGGAGAUAAGCUGAAUACAAUUGAAAAAUACAUUAAUAUAAUACACAAACGAAGGCACACCCACAAACACAGUCGCCUCGUUUAAUCAAUUAACGGGACAACGGCCGAAGAAACAGUUACAGUUCGAAUUCAGACGUCGCGUGCGAAUAUUGUGUCACCCAGCAGCGGGAUAAUAAUACUAUAGCUUCUGGACAUAAAAUCAUAUUGUCAAUAUGCCCGCCGUCGAUGAACUGCAAUCGCCCUCGAGCGAAAUGGUUCUACUGACACCCAGUUCUGGAAAUCCACCUUCCAACAUAACACAAACCGUAUCCAAUCCGCCCGAGAAACCUCAAGGUCGCGAGGGAUCCGCCGAAUCGGACAGCAGUAGGGUUGUGAUUAAAAAACAGCUGGGCCUCCUUGAAGGCGUAGCCAUUAUCCUGGGAAUAAUCUUCGGAUCGGGGAUCUUUGUGUCCCCAAAGGGCGUAAUCCGUGAGGUAGAGUCAGUGGGCGCAUCGUUGGUCAUCUGGGUUCUCUGCGGACUGCUUUCUAUGAUUGGAGCAUUAUGCUACGCGGAACUUGGCACUGCCAUACCAAAAUCAGGCGGGGAUUACGCCUAUAUAUUCGAAGCGUACGGUUCCCUGCCCGCAUUCCUAUAUCUCUGGGAUGCCAUGAUGAUAUUUGUACCCACGACUAAUGCCAUUAUGGGCCUGACCUUUGCCUCCUAUGUACUGGAACCGUUUUUCGGCGGAGCCUGUAACAUUCCCAAGAUAGCCCUGCAGUUGUUGGCGGCGAUUACAAUCUGUUUCCUUACUUACCUAAACUCGUAUUACAUGAAGGUUACCACCAAGAUGCAGAACGUCAUUAUGUUCACCAAGAUCGCUGCUCUGGUGAUGAUCAUCCUCGUCGGUCUCGUAUGGAUGCUAAUGGGCAACGUGGAGAAUUUCAGCAGACCGUUCGAGAACACUGAUAGUGAUCCCGGCAAGAUGUCAGUGGCCUUUUACUCCGGCAUCUUUUCUUAUGCUGGCUGGAAUUACUUAAAUUUCAUGACUGAGGAACUCAGGGAUCCCUAUCGCAAUUUGCCGCGCGCCAUUUACAUCUCGUUGCCGCUGGUCACCGGCAUUUAUGUGCUGGCCAAUGUGGCUUAUCUGGCCGUGCUGUCACCCUCCGAAAUGAUUGCCUCCAAUGCAAUCGCUGUGACCUUCGGCGAUAAGAUUCUCGGCGCCUUUUCUUUGGUCAUACCCGUCAUGGUGGCCAUUUCUGCUUUUGGCGGUCUGUCCGUCCACAUCAUGACCUCCUCCCGCAUUUGCUUUGUGGGCGCCCGCAAUGGUCACAUGCCGGCUAUUUUGUCGCACAUCAGCGUGAAGAGCUACACCCCACUACCGUCCCUCGUUUUUCUGUGCUUUCUCUCCCUCGUGAUGCUGGUUGUGAGCGACGUGUAUGUGCUGAUCACCUACGCCAGCAUUGUGGAAUCGUUCUUUAUAAUGUUGUCGGUGUCGGCGGUUUUGUACUUCCGCUACACCCGUCCCUGCAUGGAGCGCCCAAUUAAAGUCGCUAUGUGGAUACCCGCCCUAUUUGUCAUCGUGUGCGCCUUUUUAGUCGUCGUGCCCAUUUAUGUGGCGCCCUAUGAGGUCGGCAUGGGGGUAUUAAUCACCGUAAUUGGAAUACCCUUCUACUAUGUGGGUGUCGUAUGGAAGAACAAGCCGAAAUGGGUGCAGCGCACGAUUGACUCAUUGACCUUCACUUGCCAGAAGCUUUUCAUGAGCGCCAAAGAGGAAAAGCAGGACUAAACUGCCUUCCAAAUUAACCAAAAGAAAAUACAAACUAAGCAUCACUUCGAAGACUUAUUGAAGUCACUGGCAUUUUCAACUUUAAAAAAAUUAUCUAUCAAUCUCAAAAUUUAUGUGAACGCCUAAGCAGAAAAGCUUUGACUCGAUGAACCUGAAAACUAAAAACAAAAAAUACCUUUUAAAAGCGAAAAGCAAGACCUGUACAUCACAAGGACUGGAACACGAAGUCAAUACUAUUUAAUAUAUUUAUAUUUGUAAACCAUAAAAAAAACGUUGACCGAAAGUGCAAACUCAUCGAAUAGUAGUUUAUAGUUUUCAUUUAGAGCUUAGUUUUUAUUUUGCACUGAUUUUGUAAAUUCUAAACCAAAGUAAGCCAACAUCUGUUUGCCAAAGGUGCGAUAGCCAUUUGAUAUUUGCCAUAUUACGUCGUUUUUUAAAAUCAUUUUUUGUUGAAUAUUGUUUAAAAAAUGCAGCUAAUUUAUUGUUUUCGUCCCUCAUUUUACUACCUAAGUGCAUUCAAAUUUGUAAUAAAGACUUUUGUACGUUUCAAAAA